AACAUUUGUGAGCUCGACUCAUUGAACAACGUUAAACAUUGAACUGUUUUUCAAGAGGUUCUAUUAGUCUUCUAAAAUCAAAUACAUAUCAAUGUCAGUUGACAAGCCCAAGUAUAUAAAACACACUGAGUGUUCUACAGAAUUCGAACUGCUGAUUAAGCAAAUUCUGAGCAACGAAGGGCAAGAAAUAAGCUGAAGCCGAUCUUACUUCUAUUGGAUUGAAGUGUUCAUUUACAUAAACACAUUGGAGUUCAGUUGUGCUUUUGUGUAUAUAAGAAGGAGGCAAAUUUGUUUCAAUUUAUUUGCUGAUAUUUUGUAUUCUGAUUCAUUCAUAUUUUCAAUCUCGAAAGCGCUGCACAUCAAUUUAACUUCAUUGUGUUCUGAAGAAAAUAAAUAUUAAAACUAUGAAUUGGCUUGGAAAAUCAUUGACUGCAAUUCUGGAUUCAGACCGCAACACCGAUUGCAAAUUUAUCAUCGAUGAUAAUGUCUAUUUAGGCCAUAAAUUGAUCUUCUCGUGUGCGUCCGAAGUCUUUGAGCGCAUGUGCUAUGGAAACUUUACCGAGGGAACAACUGGAGAGAUUAAGCUAACAGACGUGGAGCCCGAAACUUUCGUAAUGUUUCGAAAUUUUAUCUAUAGCGGCGACUCGCAGAUAAAAUGUGAUGACGUAGAACAAAUUAUAAAGCUACUCGAGUUCGGACAUAAAUAUCUUGUGAGCAGCAUUAAGGACGCCUGCGUUGAUAAGUUGAAAAAAUGUUCAGAUCGAUGCAUCCUGAACGAACUUCUUGCCAUAUAUCAGUGCUCGCACAUACUAUCGAUUAACUCAUUACUUUUGAAGGUCUCUCAACAUAUUCAAGUGCAAGCAUGGAAUAUAAAAAACCUAACGAACAUUUUGCAUUUUCAAGUGCACCCAUUCAAGAGCCUCAUUCGUCUUAUUAAUAUUAAUGAAUCUAUGCGUUUUAAACUUAUUGAAGAAUACAUUCAUGUAAAUGAUUUGGAUGCAAUCAAUAUUAAUGGUAUCAAAGAUACUUUAGAUGUCAAACCCGAAAUCCAAUCUGAUAAGGAAGUUGGCGACUUAAUUGAUAUUAAAAAGAUGACUCUUGAUGAAAAAGUUGCAAAUGCCAAACCCGAAGUCGACUCCGAUGAAGCGACAACUUCAAAUGGCUCCAUAGUCAAAGAAUUUCUUGACUUAAUCUCUUUUGAAAAGUUCACACUUGAAGAUUUCUAUAAUGGACCCGGAAAAUCAAAGCUACUCGAUUUUCAACGCAAGUACGAGCUAAUUUAUGUUAUUGCAAAAGCCCAGAAAAAAUCGUAUGAUGAUUCGAUUAAACAAAAUCAACAACGUGCAUCAUAUCAAUACGGUGGAUAUAAUUAUCAUUGACACAAUCAUUUUGUAAUUUUCACUAAGAUCCCAUACCAUAUAAUAAAGUUCAACAUGUGCGGCAAUGCCCAUUGUUUGUUAGUUUUCAUCAGAUUCGAUCCAAAUCAACUGCUGCCAAAUGUCGAUAUGUGACUUGCAACAUUUCAUUCAUGGGAGAAACUCAUUCGUAUUGUAUUGGCAGGAAAGGUAUAUGACAGGCACAAGGCGGCACUGUCCGUGUCAAUAUGUCCGUCUAACUGUCUGGUAUAUUACCAAACAUACAAAAUAACAGU
Molecule: messenger RNA, 1651 nt
Organism: Drosophila albomicans
Lineage: Eukaryota; Metazoa; Arthropoda; Insecta; Diptera; Drosophilidae
Product: kelch-like protein 41b
Exons: 3
Coding region: 405-1379 (324 amino acids)
Biological process (GO): neurogenesis
Cellular component (GO): cytosol
Molecular function (GO): protein binding
Source: RefSeq, a predicted model, not a curated record